AACUUUAUGGUGAAAAAUAUUCCGUGCCUUAGUCUAGUCUAAAGUCCUUAUGAAUAUGACCUAAGAAGGCCAAAUAUAGGUAAUGUUAUUUACCUACAUUACAUAAACAGUGAAUAAGCAACGAUAUUAUUCUGUAAAUUGCUCGUUUCAGAACUUGAACAAAAACAUUAGUUCUGCCUAACUAGAUCAGCAUUUCGGAGUUGUUUUAAUUAGUACCUAUUGCUAAUAUAUAAAUAAAACAUAAUCGCAGCGUUAAAAAUCACUUAAAGUUAAUGUUGGAUAUGUUUAUUAGCUUUUUAAUUUUGCUAUUAGGUCCAGUAUUACCUACUUAUUUAUAGCGUUACAAUGAAGUUUAAGUUGAACUAGAUUUUCCCCUUCGAAUAAGGCGCCAGACCCGGUUCAUUGGUUUCUAUGUAAUUAUCUACGCAGCCAUGACGCUUGCUUAGGUAUUUAUAAAUAUGGUCAGAAUACCUACCUGCGGUCCCACAACUAACCUAUAUUAAAUAUACAAAUUGUGAACUUGAGGAAAAGAGAACACCGCUUUAUGCAUAAGCGUGUCUCGUUCUAACAGGUUUCUUGAUAAGCUCGAGCGUAUGGCGGGUGUAUUCGUCAUCAUACAUGACCGUAAGCUGAUGGAAAACUCCCUAAUACUCGAAGCUCUGAAUCGUCCUUUCCGUUAUGUAAACUUUCCUAUUUGACGAAUAGGAUGAAUUGAUGAUGAAUGGUCUAAUUGGGAUAAGUAUAAAUCUAAGGGCGAGUGCGGGGACCUCACAGUAUGUUUGUUGUUAGCGCGGAGUGAACAUUCAACAAGACCAUUGUAUGCUGAAAUUUUAAGAUAUUAAGCUCGGAACGAGAAAGAGAGAGAAGACAAAUAAAACUUACAAUGACGGUAGUGACAAAUCCUGCCCGGACGGGGUCCGAUGACGAGAUCGAAUCGGGCCGCGACAGCGCGGCCGGUGACAGUUCAUGCAUUGAGUCUGAGAACGAAAACGCUCGCUUGUACGACGACGAAAAGCAAAGUGACAUCGUGUUCGUUGCCGGCAUCAAUGGCGACACCUGGCGCUACCCCGGCCAUCGACGCGUCCUCGCUGCCACCAGUCCCGUCUUCGCGGCACUGCUUGCCUGCAAAACGGAUGUUAUCGUUGUCGACUACAUCGAUCGCCGUGGCUUCGAACAACUCCUGCGUUACCACUACUGCGAGCCAACACAGCUCAACUCUGUGGCGACCGCCCGGUGCGCCCUCGACGCCGCUUACAAGUUCCUGUGUCCACCGCUGGCCGAGCGAUGUGCUCGCCGCUUGGACGAGAUGCUGGAUGCUGGUGUAGCUCUAGAAAUACUGCGGGAUUUGCGCUACCUGUGCGCGCGUCUUCCUGGUGCUGCCUCGGCCCCUCCUUUGCCGGCCCUCACAGAUGACGCAGCCGCGCGUUCCCUUGCACAGUGCUCGCGAUGGUGCGAUUCCUUGGCGCACAACGCGUUGCUAGUGCUCGACGACAACGCAAACGCAGCUUUAACCGACGAGCGUCUCGAAGAACUAACGUACGAAGAUUUGGCGUUGAUAGUAAAGCGCGACACGCUUCGGGUAUCAAACGAGUUAGUCUUGGCUGAGGCGCUCUCCCGAUGGGCCACGGCCGCCUGCAAACGAACUAAACGUGAGCUCAUGCCGAGUAACAAGCGGGCAGCGCUAGGCGAGCUAGCUUAUUGUCCGCGAUAUUUGCUGCUGCAGGGUGAAGACUUGGACCGUGCUCUUGCCUUGGAACUGUUGGAGCCUAUGGAGAGAGCUUUGGUGUUGGCUCGAGCACGCAAGCUAUCGGCGCCAGUACCCGUAGGCGCAGAGCAGGAGGGACUGCUACGGCGGUGGGCGCGGCCACGUCCGGCGGAGCCCGCUGCGCUGCCCGUGCACUUAAGCCCGCGUUCCCAGCCGGUGCCUGAAGAUCCCCAGCCUAGCAAGCUCUGCGCGCGCCGACCUAAGCGACCAAAGCAACCGAGCUUUGCACCGGAGGAGAAACGCAAGAAACGCGGCUGCUGCGCCUGCUUCGGCGAAGGCCUUCUCAGGGCAUUUAUAUGCCUUUUUGAUUAAAAUGGCAGAAAAUUUAAAAUAAAUGUGAUGUUGCGUUAUCGAUGGUGUGGACCGAAGUGAACUAAGGUGUUAUGAGUGACAUUUUCUUCAAUCCUGACGAAACUUGGCUAACACAGUUCACGUAUUACGAAAGUUAAUGGAAAUGAUAGAAAAAAGAGAUAUAUCGAGUCAAUAUUCUUAUGAUAUUUAUGAUAGACAAUGUGGAAAAGACUUCGUCGAAGGACUCGUCUGUUUUUGUAUUUUUUUACGAAUUGGAAUAAUCUUAAUUCGUAGUUAAAUUUUAUGAACUCCUAUACAGUAAAGUUUAGAAACGCAGGAGUUUACCAACUGCAUGUAUAAUACCAUGUGAAUCGUUUCUUGGGGUUUUGUUUAGUAAAUGCUUUAGGUCGGAAUGCAAUGCUUAGGUCACAAGUUGGCAACUGAAAGUUGUUUGUUUUAUCAUAGUGGAGUCGAUAACGUACUCCCGAACGCGUAGACGCAAUUGUUUAACGAAAAAAUAUAUGGUCGGUGUCGCGGCCCAGCCGCAGUUAGUAGAUGAUGUCUACAGUUAGCACUUUAUGUACUUAUGUGGUAGAUACUUUUGUGUAUUUAAUGUUGUGAUAUCUAUCUGUUACCUAAAUCAAUUUUAUUAUAAUUAUUUUAACGUUACCAAAUUGUAUUCAGUUAGGUGCUUACAUAUCCAAUUGUAAAACAAUUUGCAUUUAAAAGCCUAUUGGAAUCAUUAUGAGAAAAUUUGGUGCACAAACGCUAUAUUACUUAGUUUUGUAAGUACGUUGUUUUUGUUAGCUUAAUUUAAAUUAAUUUUGUUGCAUUUAUCAACAAAAUUGUAUUAUAAUUUUUGUAGUUAAGAAGCUUUUAAAAAGUACCUCUGAAUAAUUUAGUAUUGAAUUGUAAGUAGGAGAUUACUUCCAUAAUUUAAUUAUGAUUAUGUGCUCCCUAGUCAUUUUUAGGCACAUUUAUACUUUAAGUACCUAUAAUUUUAUUUUGAACAAGUUAUAAUUGCGGACAGAGGUAACGAAGUCCUGGGAGAUUUUUUUUUUUUCAGUGAAAAUGUCGUUUUCCUCAAGACCAUUGUUCCUUUGUCUGCAUUUUUCCGUUCUCUAAACGUAUACUGCCUUCGAUUAAACGUGUUCUUACAUUUAAGCAUUUAGAUUUUCAAUUAUUUAAAUUAAUAUUUUUUAGAUUGUGCCAUAGUAAAUACAAAAAAAAAGUUCCAUGACCGUACGUCCAGAUGCGUGAAGAGUUUCAAAGGGCCUACCGCGAACUACGUUCGACGUGUUGCCCCCCCUGUUACACUUACGGACGAAUUUACAACUGCGACAAAGAGGCAACACGUCGAACGUGGUUCGCGGCAGGCCCUCAAGAGUCUCUAUAUUGUACAACUUUUGUAUAUUCAAUUGGAGUUUUACAGUACAAUUUAAUUUGGUCAUCACACCCGACAUAACGCGAAAUGUUAAUUUGCGAAUUAGCUGUAAUAUCCGGCGUGCUCACACGCUUAAACUAGCCACUUAUAAACCCAAAUCAUUAAUAUAAUAUUUUGCCUGAAUUAUACUUUAACAAGGCAAUUUUGUUACAUGCGCACUUUGAUGCUAUUGUAACAAGUGUAGUUAAUUUCUGAUCGAUUUUUUUAAAUAGAAUUAUUAAGAACUUUAUUACGAUGAUCUUAUUUUUCUACUUUAAAUUAAAUUAUAAGAAUUGUGAAGAAAUCUUAGCUUUCUAGACUAUUUAAAUUGCUGCAGGAUUUUUUUACCUGUAAGGAAAUUAAUUGACUAGGUAUUUUACUUUUCAAUUAACUAUGUACAGGGUUAUCCGGUUAAGUGGAAGUUUACAUUUUACAAUCUUCGUUUCGUUUUAAACGAAUUUUAAAUUGAUACAAAAUAAAUGUAUAAUGUUAUUAAAUGUACCUAUCUUCUACUCAAUAUAAACUAGAAUUCUUUCUGCUCUGCUCUUCCGUAUCAUUUGGUAAUUUUAAAAGCUUGUCACUUUGCAAAGCAAUAUAAUAUUGCGGCUUCUGAAAGAAGAAAUUAAAAGGCUUUCAACAAUACGAAAUUGAUAAUUUUAUCUGCGUUUGGAACGUCAUUAGUGAUUAGUGAGACCACUAAGUAUCUGCUUAAGUAAAAAAAAAAACAACAGCUUAAGUGGUGGUUGAAUAUUAAACUAAUUUUACUGUUUACACUCACGUGUUUUUAGUCACUCGGGCGACCUGUUUCGGGGAGCCUAGGUCUCCUUUCUCAAGCACUAACAGUGCGAGCAGCGUUCACGACGGCCGUGCUUCGCAUAAAUGAGACCUAGGCUAUCUGAAACAUGUCGCCCGAGUGACUAAAAAGUAAAACACGUGAGUGUAAACCGUUAAGUUAGUUUAAUGUUAGUAUGUCUCUCGCCAGUUUAAAUUCGAUUGCUGUAUCUUGUUGAGUGUGACUACUUUAUUCUUACGUAAACCUACAUCUUUGACGUAUAUUUCUGUAAUCAUAAGAAACCUUUUGAGGUGUUCUUGAGAAUAGUGUUUAGGUGUUUCUAAAUAUAGCAACAAUUACCUUAAUUCUGAACUGUUAGCAUCACUGACCAGCACAUAAUUCAAUGACAUCUUUUAAAAAAAAUACCUGGGUAUCCAAAUAUGCAUGUAAAAACGUUUUUCUCAAAGUUGUACAGUAAAUUAUUAUUUCUAGUUAGAAUUUAUAUUAUAUAUAUUUAAGCAUAGAUUGGAAUGAAUUUAUUAAACAACAUUUUUGUGCUGGUUUGUGAUGGUCUUUAUAUGUAUCCAUACUCAAGUAUUGUACAAUAAAAACAUUCUGGUUUCGAUCCUUUUACUGUGUAUAAAAUUAUAAAUGGAUAAAACAAUUGUUCAGCUAAGAGCUGUAUUUGUAACGACUCCUCCUGAGACAAAAUAUAUAAGUUCAGUCUA
Molecule: messenger RNA, 4979 nt
Organism: Cydia pomonella (codling moth)
Lineage: Eukaryota; Metazoa; Arthropoda; Insecta; Lepidoptera; Tortricidae
Gene: axed
Product: BTB/POZ domain-containing protein 6-B
Exons: 2
Coding region: 884-2077 (397 amino acids)
Biological process (GO): neurogenesis
Cellular component (GO): cytosol
Molecular function (GO): protein binding
Source: RefSeq, a predicted model, not a curated record